Rosa rugosa (rugosa rose) is the source of this 1353-nucleotide messenger RNA. Its product is annotated as RNA polymerase II C-terminal domain phosphatase-like 4. The transcript has a single exon. Lineage: Eukaryota; Viridiplantae; Streptophyta; Magnoliopsida; Rosales; Rosaceae. Gene Ontology annotation, molecular function: RNA polymerase II CTD heptapeptide repeat phosphatase activity. Gene Ontology annotation, cellular component: nucleus. The record is from RefSeq and is a predicted model, not a curated record. Bases 24 to 1271 code for a protein of 415 amino acids.
UUCAAAUUCUUCAUCAAUAGAUCAUGAUGAGUGUGGCUACCGUCUCUCCAAUUUUGCACAACAUAGAUAACCUUGUUGGGUUUCUCAAGAGAGGACGAGGACAACAGGAUUCUGAUUACAGUCACCUAGAAUUGAUAGAGAGGAGAAAAAGGCGUAACAUAAUAGAGACGACUACUAAUGAAGAAGCAAGAUUUGCAGAUGAGGAGAAAUCCAGGUCUUCUGGAGUGAGAUUUGGGUACUUACACAAGGGCUUAGGGCUUAAUCAUGAUGAAAUUGAUCGUUUACGAAACGAUAACACUAAUAUCUUAUUGUUGCACCAUAAGAAACUUCAUUUAGUACUUGACCUAGACCACGCCCUGCUGAAUUCCACUUUCCUUGAUAAUAUGUCACCAGACGAACAAUAUUUGAAGACUCAAACCCAAUCUGAUCAUUCUCUGCAGCAUGUUCACAUUGUGAACACUCCCGGUACGCAAUUGAUGACCAAGUUCAGGCCUUAUAUUAUGACAUUUUUAAUGCAAGCUAGUCAAAUGUUUGAGCUGUCCAUUUACACCAUGGGUAGUCGAGACUAUGCGCUCGAAAUGGCUAAGUUGCUUGAUCCCAGAAAUCAAAUCUUUGGUGGUAGAGUGAUCUCACGUAGCGAGAGCACAAAAGAAGAUCGAAAGGGUCUAGAUGUCCUGCUUGCCCGAGAUUCUGCUGUUUUGAUCCUUGAUGAUACAAAAGAUGUAUGGACAGUUGACAACCAGGAUAAUGUAAUAAUAAUGCCAAGAUACCAUUUCUUUAGAUCUAGUUGUCAACAAUUUGGCCUCAGUAGUAAGCCUUAUUCCGAGUUAAAGACUGAUGAAUGUGAUCGGUAUGGAGGAGCUUAUCUUGCAAAUGUGCUUCAACUUCUUAGGCAUGUUCACAGCAUCUUCUUUAAUGAAGUCGAGAUACAGGGUUGGGAUCUUAUCGACAGAGACGUGAGGCUUGUGUUGAAAAUCCUUCAGAAGGAAGUCUUGAAGGGCUGUAAAAUUGUUUUCAGCCAUGUUUUCCCUUCAAAUGUACAGGCUGAUACUCAUCCUUUGUGGAAGAUGGCGGAGCAGUUGGGAGCUAUUUGUUCAACACAAGUGGAUCCAACAGUCACACACGUGGUUGCAGCCGAUGCUCGAACACAAAAAUCUCGUUGGGCAGUAGAAGAAGGCAAGUUUUUGGUGAAUCCGCAGUGGAUUCAUACUGCAAAUUUCAUGUGGCAAAAGCAACCUGAAGACAGUUUCCCCUGUCAUUACCAACAUUAAACAACUCUUAACUUACCACACCUCAAUUUGACUAUAAUCAUAAUUGUGGCCACACCCCCUGAAGUAGAAAUCAGUUCCCCCA